This is a messenger RNA of Fusarium pseudograminearum CS3096, 1074 nucleotides long. RefSeq lists its product as uncharacterized. Bases 1 to 1074 code for a protein of 357 amino acids. Lineage: Eukaryota; Fungi; Ascomycota; Sordariomycetes; Hypocreales; Nectriaceae. The transcript is spliced from 2 exons. Gene Ontology annotation, molecular function: oxidoreductase activity, acting on NAD(P)H. The record is from RefSeq and is a predicted model, not a curated record.
AUGAAGGAAGCAAUUGUCCAAAAGGACGCCUCUGUUGAGAUCAUCGACUCUCCCAUCCCGAAGCCUGGUCCGGGUCAGGUACUCAUCAAGGUUGUCGUCGCAGGCUCAAACCCCAAGGAUUGGAAAAUGCCAACCGUCUUCGGAAUGGUAUCCAACAUUGGCGAUGACAUCGCUGGCCUCGUUGAGGCUGUAGGUGAAAACGUCGUCGGCUUCCACAAGGGCGAUCGCGUAGCCGCUUUCCACGAGCUGUUUACUCCUCAUGGCGCAUUCGCAGAGUAUGCCAUUGCGCCCUACAACACCACUUUCCACAUCCCAGACUCCAUCUCUUACGAGGAGGCUGCCACUGUUCCCCUUGCUGCUUACACCUCUGUCUGCGCUUUGUUCCAAAAGCUGCAACUCCCUGAACCUUGGUCACCACUGGCCAAGUUGGACGAGAAACGUCCUCUGCUCGUGUACGGGGCUAGCACAGCUACGGCAGCUUUUGCCAUCAAGCUCGCCGCUGCUGCUAACGUGCACCCCAUUAUCGCUGUCGGAAGCCAGCGAAGUGAAUUCAUCAGGCCCUUCCUGGAUGCGAGCAAGGGCGAUGUCUCGGUCGACUACACUCUUCACGACACCGAAGACAAGCUCGUCGCUGCUAUCAAGGACGCUAUCAAGAACAGUGGUGCCCCCGAUAAUCGCUGCUGGACAGCCUACGACAGCGUCUCCGAAGACUCAACAGUCAGGGUCGUUUCCAAGGCCAUCGGUGGUCCUCCCGACGCCAAUGGUCGCAAGCCAAGAAUGACAAACCUCCUCAAGAAGGACGAUGUUGAGGGCAUUGGCCCUAGUGUCGAAAAUUUCCACACAGGCGUCAACCAGGUGCACGAGAAGAAUGAGAAGGAUCAUAUGUUGGGCUUGACAUGGGCUGCUGCGUUCUCCAGUGGACUUCGUGAGGGCUGGCUGACUGCUCAUCCGUACAUUGUUGGCAAGAAUGGUUUGCAUGGACUUUCCGAAGGCCUCAUUGCCUUGAGAGAUGGAAAGACGAGGGCCAACAAGUUUUUGACAAUUAUAAGCGAGACUCCUGGAGUUACUGCUUAA